AAAGCUAGGUAUAGUCCGAAACAAGUCACCAUGCAGUUCUCCACUUUCCUGAUGGCCAUCUUUGUGGUUGCUACGCUGAUGUUGUUCAGCGCUCCAGCAACUGAAGCCACUUUCCUUCUCAUCGCUUGCAUGCUGCGGUCACCAUUGUGCCCAUGGGUCACCACAGCUGCAGGCAAUACCGCUGGCGGUUGAUACUUGAUACGAUACCUAACACAUGUACCUUAACUAAAUAAAACUAUUUUUUGUUGCAUUA
Drosophila elegans is the source of this 253-nucleotide messenger RNA. RefSeq lists its product as uncharacterized. The record is from RefSeq and is a predicted model, not a curated record. The transcript has a single exon. Bases 31 to 192 code for a protein of 53 amino acids. Lineage: Eukaryota; Metazoa; Arthropoda; Insecta; Diptera; Drosophilidae.